CACACACACACACACACACACACACACACACUCACUCUUUCUCUCUCUAACACUCGCUUCAGUUGUUACCUCUUCAAAGGAAAGAGAAAAGUGUGGAUUUUGUUUUUGGAUGCCGAGCGCAGCUGAGCUAUUGUACACCAGGAGGUCUCGUGUGGGUCGAAUCACCGACUCAGACGACCUAGGAGGAGGCUUUGAUUCGUCUCUCGAUCGAAUUUCGCUCCACAACAAUAAUCGUCGCCAGCACCACCAUCACACCAACAAUUUUCGUGGCGAUCGGCACGAUCUGGAUGGAUGUGAUCAUCUCCGGCGGCCUCCUAAUCUCAGACAUCCCAUUCAUCGCACCGUUCAUAUUGAGCAUGAAUCAGUUCGUCAUGAUCAAAUCAGCAGCCAAUCUACUUUAGGAAACUCUGUUAACUCAGAAAAUUUUAGCAGCAUAAGAGAGAGACAAAGAUUCAGAGGGAAUGAUAGACUUCCUGGAGCUGUGCUACUUGCGAGGGAAAGGCUUCUUAACAGGUUGAGAGAUGUUUCCCUAUCUGCAAACAGGCGGAGUAACAGUGCUUCAUCUCUCGGCGUAAGAUUCAAUGAUGUGUUUAGGCUUGGUGAUGUCGGGGACUGGCAGACUGAAGCACCAAGGAACUGGCUAGCUGGUUACACUGCCCCUACUUACUCAAUCUCUCCAACAGAUCGGCAGCUAGUGCUGCAAGAACCCAGGAAGAGACCACCAGGACUCACUCAAGAGGCACUGAAUGGUCUGCCUCUGGAGGUUUUCACUAUAAAAAAAAGUGAUGAAGAGGCAGUAUCAAUGGCACCACUGGAGUGCAGUAUAUGUCUUGAGAGUUUCCUGGAGGGCGAUGAGCUCAGAUGUUUACCGUGUGGGCAUAAAUUCCACUCCUCCUGCUUGUAUCCUUGGGUUCAGACUUGUGGUGAUUGCCCCUAUUGCCGUACUGAUAUAUUGGUAGAUAGAGGUGAGCAGCAAGAGAGCCAUAGCAUCCUUUAUUGAGGUAUUUCCGUGAGCGGGGUGUUCUGUGUGUGCUCUAGUUUUGGGAUUUUGACCAGAUAGUGCAGAUGUUUUGUGCCUUAAACUUGUGCCUCUUUCUAUGCUUUGUUCUAAAAGAGGACAUAAUCUAACAUUACUGACGUUUUACUGCCUGUUGACCUGUCAUUAUAUCUCGGGGCGAAUGUUUCCCUGGCUUGGUUUUUUCUUGCUUGUGACACUUCAGAAAAAUACAGGAGA
Ilex paraguariensis (yerba mate) is the source of this 1234-nucleotide messenger RNA. Lineage: Eukaryota; Viridiplantae; Streptophyta; Magnoliopsida; Aquifoliales; Aquifoliaceae. The record is from the annotation of a GenBank genome assembly.